UCGGUUCUAUCUCUUUCAUUUCCUCUCUAGGUCUACCCCACUUUCUCUCUCUCUCUCUAUACUCUAGAGAGAGAAAACAGAAAUCCCGCUGCAAUUUACAAAGUAGAAAGAGACAAAUCUAUACGCGACUCGCCAGACUCCAAACACCUAAAGCCAUAACCACCGGAGAAAAAGCAGAAAGAAAAACAUAUACAUAUGAUAUGAAAGCUGUUUGAAGUGAAGGCAGUCUCUAUUAAUGGUAGAAAAUCCACCCGGCGUGAUUUGCGGCAGCUGAGUAUAAUCGGCAUUCUCGAUGAUCAUCUCCAGUGCUUCUCCUAGUGUUGUUGGGGAAAUCUGCUGCAGUAUCAGUAAGCUCGGCGGAGUUAUCAUAGGCUCCGGCGGCGGCGGCGGCGGCGGCUCCGGAAUGGCACAAGUGUUCCGAAUGCCGGUGUGGCUCUCGCUAUCACACCCUUCGCUGGGCUCGUCUUGACUGGCGACGGCUUCUGUACUACUAGGUAAAGAACACAGGGGAAUGGUCACAGUAAAUUGCACGGGAAGUCUGAGAAUUUACGUGUGAACCCUAGAGUACUGUAGAUUAUUAAUUAUUUCUGACAAAGUAGAAGUAGAUGAAAGCUCUUAAACGAAGUAAGACUUCGUCGUCUUCGGAUUCCUCUUCACCGUCUUCAUCGAUAUCGUGGAUUCGUUUGAGAUCGAUUCUGUUCGUUGUAGCAUCCUCCUCGCCAGCUUCUUGUUCUUACCCUGAUCGGGCCCAUCUUAAGUCGCCAUGGUCUCACAGAAAACGAAAGCGUGCCCUUUCACUCCGACGGUGGAGAAGCUUUUUCACACCUGAUGGAAGACUUCGAGAUGGUGGAGUUAAAUUUCUGAAAAAAGUCCGGAGUGGAGGUGUUGAACCUAGUAUCAGGGCAGAAGUUUGGCCAUUCCUACUUGGGGUCUUUGAUUUGGACAGUUCUAAAGAAGAAAGAGACUCCAUAAGAUGCCAGAAAAGAAAAGAAUAUGCUAGGUUGCGAUUGCAGUGCCGUCGACUGUUAAAAUGCAAGGAUAAGAUGUUUAAAUUGAACGGAACUAGCAGAACAAGUAAUGGAAACAAUGGAAGUCUCAUUGGAGUGGUGGAUUCUCCAGUUUCUGAAGAUGUUAGUUGUAGAGAAUCCCUCUGUAGCGGGGAAAGAAGCCCAUACAAUGAAUAUUCAGACAAUCCUGUUGACUCUUUGUUUUAUGGAAAUGCUGGUUCAAGACGAAUCACAGAGCUAGGUUUUAACUCUGACUCUGAAUCAUCAGACUCGGACUCCUCUGCUGAUCCUGUUACAAUCCAAAAUAUUCCCUCCAUGGAUAGCAUGGAGAAAAACACCACUGAGAUGCCCUCUAAGGGAUCUUCCCCUUCAAUGGAAUCCCAGUCAAAACUUCUGAAUGUAGAAGAUUUUGCGACAUGGCGACGCAUCAUCCGUCUUGAUGCAAUCCGUGCUAAUGGAGAGUGGAUGGCAUAUUCUCCUGGUCAGGCUGCAGUUUCAGAACUGAAGGCACACCAAUCUGCCGAGGCUGUUGGGCUGAAGGACUACAGUCACCUGGAUCCCUGCAGGAUCGUCCAUGCUGCUCGAUUAGUUGCCAUUCUUGAAGCCUAUGCACUAUAUGACCCUGAAAUUGGCUACUGCCAGGGUAUGAGUGAUUUACUCUCUCCGAUAAUUAGUGUCAUAACCGAUGACUACGAAGCUUUCUGGUGUUUUGUUGGUUUCAUGAAGAAGGCUCGGCAUAACUUCAGGCUCGAUGAGGUGGGGAUCCGGAGGCAGCUGAACGUGGUUUCAAAAAUUAUUAAAUAUAAGGACUCACAUCUCUACAGACACUUGGAAAAGCUUCAAGCAGAGGAUUGCUUCUUUGUGUAUAGGAUGGUGGUAGUGCUAUUCAGGAGAGAGUUAACAUUUGAUCAAACAAUUAUCCUGUGGGAGGUGAUGUGGGCAGAUCAGGCUGCAAUCAGGGCCAGGAUUGGUAAAUCUGGAUGGAGCAAGAUAAGAUUGAGGGCCCCACCAACUGAGGAUCUGUUGCUUUAUGCAAUUGCAGCAUCUGUGCUACAAAGGAAGAAACAAAUCAUAGAGAAACAUAGUAGCAUGGAAGAAAUUUUGAGGGAGUGCAAUAACAUGGCUGGUAAUCUUGAUGUAUGGAAGCUCCUGGGUGAUGCCCAUGAUUUGGUGGUCACCCUCCAUGACAAGGUAAAUCCCUCCUUGUGAUCCUAGCCGGCAAAAGACCACAAGUAAAUUAGCCUAGGUUAUCUAUAGUUGACCGGUUCAAAUCAAGAGGGCAAGUAUUCGAACUCGUGACCUUGUAGUUCAGAUCUCUUGCCAUCUUGGUUGGGUUACCCUUGUUAGUUUUGUUUUUUUUUUUUUUUUUUUGGAUCAAGUAGUUUAUCGCCAUCUAUUUGAUUUCUCACUUGUGCUAGGUACAAUCUAUAAUCACGUUAAUUGUUGCUGCUUUAGAGUUUGAAUAUAAGCUUUUGACCUUUUGUUUGGUGCGAAUUCA
Molecule: messenger RNA, 2505 nt
Organism: Ipomoea triloba (trilobed morning glory)
Lineage: Eukaryota; Viridiplantae; Streptophyta; Magnoliopsida; Solanales; Convolvulaceae
Product: GTPase-activating protein gyp7-like
Exons: 6
Coding region: 606-2216 (536 amino acids)
Biological process (GO): activation of GTPase activity
Molecular function (GO): GTPase activator activity
Source: RefSeq, a predicted model, not a curated record